This is a messenger RNA of Myotis daubentonii (Daubenton's bat), 878 nucleotides long. Its product is annotated as pro-glucagon-like. The record is from RefSeq and is a predicted model, not a curated record. Gene Ontology annotation, cellular component: extracellular region. Gene Ontology annotation, molecular function: glucagon receptor binding; hormone activity. NCBI's taxonomy places the organism in Eukaryota, Metazoa, Chordata, Mammalia, Chiroptera, Vespertilionidae. Gene Ontology annotation, biological process: negative regulation of apoptotic process; adenylate cyclase-modulating G protein-coupled receptor signaling pathway; positive regulation of insulin secretion involved in cellular response to glucose stimulus.
CUACAGAGCUCAGGACCCAGCUCAUCUCCAGUUUGAAAGAGGGCUCGCUUUCUCUCCACCUGCUCUAUUCUAUGCCUGAUAUCAGAAGGCAGCAAACAUGAAAAGCAUUUACUUUGUGGCUGGAUUAUUUGUGAUGCUGGCCCAAGGCAGCUGGCAGCAUUCCCCUCAGGACACAGAGGAGAAGUCCAGCUUGUACCCAGCUCCCCAUGCAGUCUCGCUCACUAAUCUGCAUCAGAUACAUAAAGAGAAGCGCAACUCUGAAGAAGAAAGGAUCCUCAGUGAGUUCGACGAGUUUCUGCAAAACGAAUGUGUCCAGGAAUUCGUGACUUGGUUGCUGGAUGAAAAAAAGAUUGGCAUUGCCAAACGUCAUGAUGAAUUUGAGAGACACGCUGAAGGGACCUUUACCAGUGAUUUAAGUUCUUAUUUGGAAGGCCAGGCUGCCAAGGAACCCAUUGCUUGGCUAGAGAAAGCCCUAGGAAGGCAAGAGUUAAACGUUCCUGAAACGGUCCGCCGCAGACAUGUCGAUGGCUCUUUGUCCGAUGAAAUGAAUACAGUUCAUGAUAUUCUUGCCAACCAGGAAUAUAUAAAGUGGCUGCUGCAAAACAAAAUUACUGACAGGAAGUAAGUAUGUCACUACUCAAGAUCAUCUUCAUAACAUCACCUACCAGCCACAUGGGAUGUUUGAAAUUUUAAGUUCUGUAAAUUUAAGAGGUGUAUUCUGAAGCCAUGUUGCUUUGCAUGCCAAUGAAUAGAUUGCCUUUUAAGGUUGUGUUGCCAAAAGAGUAUAAAUGGAAUAAACCAUUAUCAAACUAUUGUUAAAAUAUCAGCUUUAAAAUAUAAAAGUGCAAAAUCUUAUUUUCUUCUUGUUUUGGAUAAAG